GAACCCAAAAUACUCUUACGUAAGAAAAAAAAGGGGAAAAAUUGAAAGCACCUGAAAACGGAGGAGUACCACCGGAAAUCAAAACUUCCGGCGAUUUCAGCAACGAUUCCAGUACAAGCAGUUUGAGAAAUCAGUUGCCGGAGAACGAACGGAGAGAUUCAUCGGAACCCUAGACCGAAUCAAGUUGCAGUGGCAUGAUGGCUAAAUCCGGAGCAGAUGAGAAGAUUCUCAGCUACAACGAUGUCGUUCUCCGGCGAUCAGAUUUGGACAUUCUCAACGGUCCUAAUUAUCUCAAUGACCGCAUCAUUGAGUUCUAUUUUAGCUAUCUCAGCUCACUCUUUCCAUCUGACGACAUAUUACUGGUUCCACCUUCUAUUGCUUUCUGGAUUAAAGAAUGUCCUGAUCCUGAAAGCCUGAAAGAUUUCAUGGAACCACUUCAUCUCUCUCGAAGGAAGUUGAUUCUCUUACCUAUAAACGAUAAUUCUGACGUGUGCAUGGCUGAAGGUGGGAGUCAUUGGAGCUUACUGGCUUUUGAUAGAAACUCCAAUGUAUUUGUACAUCAUGACAGCAGUUCCGGGUGCAUGAAUGAGUAUCAUGCCAAACAAGUAUACAAGGUUACUCUUCCCUAUACAUCAUCCAACGCCACUUAUAAAGAGUGUCCAAACACGCCAAAGCAAGUCAAUGGUUAUGAUUGUGGCGUGUAUGUUUUAGCUAUUGCACGAGUCAUCUGUCAGUGGUAUGCAAGCAGUGGAACCCAAGAUGUAGAUACUCUGUGGUUCUCCCAUUUGGAACAGGUCACUCCAAGUGCUGUUUCUGUGAUGCGUAAUGAUAUUCUGGGGUUAAUAAAAGGUCUGAUGGCUGCACCCAAGACUGUGGCGUAACGCUCAAUGAUGUGAGUGAAAACCAUGCAACAAGUUAGAAAUCCAGCAGAGAUAAAAAACACUCGGUGAGGUUUAAAUUCGAGCAGUGACCAACAUGAAGUUUGGUAGUCAGUUAUCUCACGAUUUUGUUGGAUUUCAGGAAAGAUUUGCUAUUUCAAAAGAAAGCUAAUGGGGAAAACUAGGAAUAUAGUAUCUCCAUUUUGAUAAAAUAAUAUUCAUUGUUGAAAAGACAAAGUGGUGUAAUCCAUAGUAGAUGAGGCAUCUUGGUUUUGAUCAAGCCUUGGUGCACCUUCUCCCUAAUAAAGUAUCGAUCUAUCUAUAUGUUUCUUGUUCAUUCAUGAAAUACAGGAUUUGCAAUGAUUUAGAUGUCUGCGUUGCUGUCACAAUAAACAAAAACUGCCCCUUGUAUCUUGAUGCCAAGUUCUUUGAUCAAAAUUUUAACCUAAACAACUUGGCAAUCAUUGAAGCCAAACUCCUAUAUUAUGCUUCAGCUGAGCUUCUCGAAACUAUGGGACUCAUGUUCAGAACAAUUGUCAUAGUCAGCUGCAAUGUGAAAGUACAAGCUUAUAUACUAGCUACACUAACUGACCUACUUGUUAACAUGUGUAACAAACUCAUGCCAACAUCUUCAGCAUUUGGAGAGUUUAGGUAAUCUUGAAGAGCUCAAGUGCAGGCUAGUAAUAUUAUCCUAUGUGGCCACUGAUAAGGUUACUUUUGGUAUUAGUUGUGCCAGUGAGUACUGGAAUGAUUUUGAUGAAGAAGAGAGUUGUCAUGAUUGUUAUCAAGCUUAUCUGCAGAACUUGACUCAUGUAACUGAGCUAACAGUUGGAACUAUGAUUGCUUUAGAGUCAAAAGACAUUGUUUGCUCUAUUUUUAAAUUUUUAGCAAUAGUUGCAGAAUGUGUACCUCAGUAAGAGAAGAACCCUCAAAUCUGAUCAAUGAGAAACUUCUCUGUAACUGUAAAUAUCGAUGGAAAAAUUUGUUGUUGCUAGAAUCUUUAUAUGG
Solanum stenotomum is the source of this 1886-nucleotide messenger RNA. Its product is annotated as NEDD8-specific protease 1-like. The record is from RefSeq and is a predicted model, not a curated record. Gene Ontology annotation, biological process: proteolysis. The transcript is spliced from 2 exons. Bases 195 to 881 code for a protein of 228 amino acids. NCBI's taxonomy places the organism in Eukaryota, Viridiplantae, Streptophyta, Magnoliopsida, Solanales, Solanaceae. Gene Ontology annotation, molecular function: cysteine-type peptidase activity; deNEDDylase activity.